AUGCUCUCAUUCAUCCUGAUCCAGAAUCGCCAGGGCAAGACCCGUCUCGCGAAGUGGUACGCACCCUACAGCGACGAUGAAAAGAUCAAGAUGAAGGGCGAGGUCCACCGCCUCGUCGCCCCCCGAGACCAGAAAUACCAAUCCAACUUCGUCGAGUUCCGCAACAACAAGAUCGUCUACCGCCGCUAUGCAGGGCUCUUCUUCUGCGCCUGCGUCGACACAAACGACAAUGAGCUCGCCUUCCUCGAGGCCAUCCACUUCUUCGUCGAGGUCCUCGACGCCUUCUUCGGCAACGUCUGCGAGCUCGACCUCGUCUUCAACUUCUACAAGGUCUACGCCAUCCUCGACGAGGUGUUCUUGGCCGGCGAGAUCGAGGAGACGAGCAAGCAGGUCGUGUUGACGAGGUUAGAACACUUGGAUAAAUUGGAAUAA
Colletotrichum paranaense is the source of this 432-nucleotide messenger RNA. RefSeq names its product AP-2 complex subunit sigma. Gene Ontology annotation, cellular component: AP-2 adaptor complex; intracellular membrane-bounded organelle. Gene Ontology annotation, molecular function: clathrin-cargo adaptor activity. The coding region runs from base 1 to 432 and encodes 143 amino acids. Gene Ontology annotation, biological process: clathrin-dependent endocytosis; protein transport. The record is from RefSeq and is a predicted model, not a curated record. The transcript is spliced from 3 exons. Lineage: Eukaryota; Fungi; Ascomycota; Sordariomycetes; Glomerellales; Glomerellaceae.